AACAGCACUGGUAAGUUUACAAGGAACCACAUUAAUAUUUUGUUUUACAAUAAUAAGAAAACAAGCAAAUUUAAAUGGAUAAAAAGCCAGCCAUAAAACGAAACCGAGAAAAAAGAAACAAUAAAAGAUGGACUGAUAAUGAAAUCAAGCAGUUGUUGCAAUAUUUGCAAGAGCAGCCAGAUUUUGAGAAACCCACAGCCCAAAUAUUUUAUCGGCAAUUUUUAAAAGCUUCCAAUCUCGAUGCCACUUGGGAUCUGUGCCGUUGGAAAAUCAAAAACCUUAGAACCACAUAUAAAAAAGCAGAGACUUGGAGAAGAUCUAAUGGCUUGUUUGAGACCGACCCAGCCGUACAAGAUAAGUUAAGAAAAAUUUGUCGUUUCUACGAUGACCUGCAUUGUGUUUUCGCACAAAGAUUUUCAGAUUUCCCGGACGAAUUGUUUGAUAGUGCCUCAACAACAGAUAUGAGUUUUAACCGAACAUCGCUGACAGAAAGUACUAUGGACGAUAGUAUUGAUGAAUUCCAUUUAGCUGCCGUAAAAUCCGAGGCAAAUGAUGACAUUGAAGAACAAACUCCGUUAUUAGUUCCUUUGCGUUCUGAAACAACUUCUCCGGUUUCAUCUGUACCAGCAGAACCACAAGAUGAUGAAAGAGUCAUAAAUCAUAAAGAUGAAAACGUCCAAUUGAAACCUGAUGCAUUUAAAAAUUCUUUGGAUGAAAUUUCUCAAAAGAAUAGGGAACAAAGUACAUUUUUAAAAAUGCGACUUGAAUUUGAAAAAGACAGAUUUCAAAAGGAAUUCGAACUAAAGGAAAGAAAAUUUGCCGAGGAAAUUAAGGAGAGACGGGAAAAGUUUGAAUUGAAGAAAUUGGAAAUGGAGCAAGAGAAACAUUUGCGCAUAUUGCAGCUGGAAAAGGAGGAGAGAAUCGAAACGUUUGAAAUUAAAAUGCGUUACCGCCGUUCUCGUUCACGUUCACGUAGCAGUGAUUAGACAAACAAAUGUUUGUAUUGAUUGAAUAUUUCCAAUAAAAAAUGUUAAAGAAAAAGAAA
Messenger RNA from Calliphora vicina (urban bluebottle blowfly), 1045 nucleotides. RefSeq lists its product as uncharacterized. Bases 75 to 986 code for a protein of 303 amino acids. The transcript is spliced from 3 exons. NCBI's taxonomy places the organism in Eukaryota, Metazoa, Arthropoda, Insecta, Diptera, Calliphoridae. The record is from RefSeq and is a predicted model, not a curated record.